GCGCAGACGCAUUGCUUUCUCUGCGAGUCACUUGGAGAGGAAAUUCGCUGGCUUGGGUAGUCUCCGUGUCUGCUGCUACUGGAACCAAAAACACAAUUACAUUUACAGGCAGCGGGGCAGGAAAAUGGCGACGCUGGGAUCCGAUUCCCAGCCCGCUUCGGGCGGUGGCCAAAGUAACCCCGGCAGUCUUGGUCUGAAUAACGCACCUCUAAACCGAGGUCUGGAAAGGGCUCUGGAAGAAGCGGCGAACUCCGGGCUUCUAAACCUUAGUGCGCGGAAACUAAAGGAAUUUCCUCGCAGCGCAAUGAACCACGACCUGUCGGACACGGUACAGGCAGACCUAUCCAAGAACCGGCUGACUGAGAUUCCAAUUGAAGUGUGUAAUUAUGUCUCCCUGGAAGUAUUAAACUUGUAUCACAACUGUAUUAAAGUCAUUCCAGAUGCCAUUGCCAGUUUGCAAAUGUUAACAUACUUAAACCUGAGCCGAAAUCAACUCUCAGCACUGCCAGUGUGCUUGUGUGGUCUUCCACUGAAAGUCCUAAUAGCAAGUAACAAUAAACUAUGUACAUUGCCAGAAGAACUUGGCCAUUUAAAGGACUUAAUGGAAUUGGAUAUUAGUUGUAAUGAGAUCACAGCACUGCCCCAACAGAUAGGACAGUUAAGAUCACUGCGGGAGCUGAAUAUCCGAAGGAAUUAUAUUAAGGUGUUACCAGAAGAUCUGGCUCAUCUUCCCUUAGUCAAAUUUGAUUUUUCUUGCAAUAAAGUAGAAGUGAUUCCUCUCUGCUUUAGAAAAAUGACAAACUUACAGAUACUGCAGCUGGACAACAACCCUCUUCAGUCCCCACCUGCUCAGAUCUGCAUUAAGGGAAAGGUGCACAUAUUCAAGUAUCUUAGCAUAGAAGCUUGUAGGCUUGACAAGUCUGCAGAGUCAAGUUAUCUGCCUGUAAUAGAGAGCAUGCCACAGCAUGCAGCUGGAAGCACUGAAGAUAUUGACCAGAAUAAGAAGCAAGAUACAGACUCCGGAGUGGGCAGUGAUAAUGGCGAUAAACGUUUGUCUGCAACUGAGCCAUCAGAUGAAGAUACAAUAAGUCUGAAUGCACCUAUGACAAAUAUUACAGAAGAAGAGGGGGUUAAUAAAGAAGUCCAUCUUCAAGAUUCAGAUCACCUGGGUCUGAGUCUGAAUGAAAACAACAAUUCAGAAGAAAGUAUCCAGAGUAACUACGAAUAUGGCGAAUGUACCCUAAGCACUCCUUUUGUUAACUACAUGAAGGCAAGAUCAUCUGACUUUGAUGAACCUUUAAGAAUAGAUGAAGACCAGUGCUGGAUAACUAAUCAGAUAACACCAAAUUCAGCCAACAGCCAAGAAAUUCCUAUUGAAAUGAUAAACCAGCUUCGAGAGGCAGUGGAGCUCUUACAAGACCCAAACAGACUGAAUAUGAACGUAAAACUAGGCACAGGGGAUCAAAUAUUCUCUCAAACUACGGAUCUACCAGAUUCACCUCUAAAUGGGCAAAUGACGCAGGGCCUCCCUAUGUCAUACCAGAAUGAAAGUACAGAUGGAAAGCAUGAAUUCCAGAAGAGGAGGGAAAUGAUUCUAGAAAAAGCCAGGCAUGAGGCCCAACUUGCAUGUCAGCAAUAUGAGAGACAAAUAAUAAUCCAGAGUAAUUUGAGCUCUGAUGAGCAGAAUGACAUGAGAAGAGAUUCUUUGGAUGGGGGAGAUGAUGAUUCAUCAGCUUCAUCUCCUACAUUGAACUCUCCUCCAUUUGGACUUAGACCACGAUCUGACAUGCCUAUUUCUUCCUCUCCUCCUACCUCUCUCAGCCCUAUUACACAGACCCUGCCAGGUGAUAAAGACAUCCUCAGUACCCCAACAGAAGGAGACAUGAAAAAUGGUGUAUUCAUAAGAUCACCAAGAACUUUAGAAUCAAUAGAUCCUCAGUUUACAAUGCGCAGAAAGAUGGAGCAAAUGAGGGAAGAACUGGAGUUAAUGGAGCAACUCCGAGAGAGUAUUGAGAGUAGGCUUAAGGUGACGUUACCAGAGGAUCUGGGUUCUUCAUUAAUGGAUGGAGUUGUUUUGUGUCAUUUGGUUAAUCACAUUCGACCUCGCUCAGUUGCCAGCAUUCAUGUUCCAUCACCUGCUGUGCCUAAAUUAAGUAUGGCCAAAUGCCGGAGAAAUGUGGAAAAUUUUCUGGAAGCCUGCAGAAAGAUGGGAGUCCCAGAGGAGAAAUUAUGUCUACCCCAUCACAUACUUGAAGAAAAAGGCUUGGUUAAAGUGAGCAUUACCGUCCAAGCACUGAUAGAUGUGACCACAACCAAACAGGCCUUGUUUACAUGAAAAGCAAGUAAGACUGACACUACCUGUCAGAGUACUACGGCCUUACUAGACCACCACAAACGCAGACCCCCUGCUGCAGUGUUUCUAGCCAAAGUGAUUGAAGGGAGUUUGCCGCUGCACCUCCUGAACUUUCUAUUGGAAAAUGAUGUGCGUAAGAAUCUUGAGGGGAUCAGUGUUGUUUGAAGUGUAAAUGGACAUGUCACUGUGUCAAUGCAGGUUCCCCAUGUUGAGUGAUGCUUAAACUAUUUGAUGAGAUGGGCUACUUUUGAAUUUUGUUUUUCCUUGUUUCGCCUGCCCUGAACGUAAGAGUAAUUUUGGGGAAGUCAGGGACCUGUAUUUUUACCCCGAGAUAUUUAUAUUAUUUAUUUAAAGUGUUUUUUCCUCCAUUAUUACAAAAAUGGAUACUUCACAUCAGCUAUCCAAUAUGCAGAAGCUGAUUCUGUGUACAGUUUAAUCUUGUUAGUAUAUAUAUAUAUAUAUAUAUAUAUAUAUAUAUAUAUAUAUAUAUAUAUAUAUAUAUAUAUAUAAGGUGGGCUAUAGCUUGCGUUAGGUUUUGUGACUUGCACAUUUUAUUCUUUUUAAUUCUUUUUUUUUUAAUUUAAAGUGAUGUGUCUCAGGGGUUGGUGAAAACAAAUGUACUGUCAGUCUCUUUUAUUCCGUGGCUUUUGUAACAUUCCAGGUUUGUGUUAAUUUAUAAUAUUGAACUUUCUUCUUUUAAGAAACAUUUGCCCCAUUUAGGUAAGUAGGCAAUUUAAGAGGCCAUGGGAGGUGAGAAGGCCCAGAUGUGUGUGACACUGUAUUGGCACUGUGGAAACGGAGAGACAGGAGUUGACAAUUUGUGAGACCAUGGUAGGCUUAGUGAGCUCACUCAGGUAAAGGUUGGCUUCUGUCAGAGAAACCCCACCAAAAUGGCAAGGCUCCUGCCUUGUUUCGUACUUUUAAGACUCCAGAGUCUAGAAUUGUGAGAAAAGGAGAUAUGCGAGUACACCCUUCAGAGCCAGUUGAGAAGACUUGUCCGUGGUUAGGUAGAGGGUCAAUUUUUAAACACACCCUAACCCUUAACUCUCACAUGCCUUGUGUCUGUGAGGCUGAAGUCUUAAAGAUGUUACAAAGGUGAGUAGAGGACAGCAGCACUCCGCUGCACCUCUCAAAAGAGCAGAAAUGUUCAUCUGCAUCCCUUGGCGCUUUAGGCAUGAAUCCUUUAAAUCCUAGUUUUCAGUAAGUGCAGCUUUUUUAAGGAAGCAGAACUGCUUGGUGAGCAUUACAUAUUACAGAUUUAGUUAUUUAGAGAUGAUUUGUAUCUGAACAGCAGUAUUUUUUACUAAUGGUUGUAUAUAAGAAAGAUUUUAAACAUUUUAUACACACAUACAUAUUUAUUUCCAUUCACUUCACCCCGCCCUGUUGUUUGGUUAUCAAACAUUCUUUAUCUUGUGAAAUAUUUUUUUAUUUUUUUUUAUUUUUUGGUUUUAAGAUGAUGAAUUCCCCCUUGGAAACAUUUUAUUUUAUGAUGUUUGUAAUCGAGAAAGUCUGGUCUGUUGUACGUCUGUUUGACUGAAACCUAAAUAGUAAACUUCUGCAUGUUUGAAGCUGAUCACUAGAACAAUUAAUGGUUUUGUUUUAAGCAUUGUCUUGUAUGGUCAUAAGUGCAUUUAUUAGUGAAGUUUGAGUUUUAUUCAUCAAAUAAUUCAAGUGUUGACUCUCUGUCAGGUCUAAAUGACUAGAUCACUUCUUUUUUUGUAGUGUAGUGAAACAGGCUUCACAUUAUUGUAGUUUUAGUUUACAGACUACAGAAUAAUAGAAUAAAUAUCGGAAGAUUAUUACCGGCAUUGUACAUUUGUUUUAAUGGCCACACUCUGAUUUUCCAGGUAAUAUUACCAUACAGGACCUUUCAACUCAACUUAAAUUUUAGAGAAUUAUGAGGGAGUUUGUUUCAGUAGGAAAUCACAUUCUUUUGCUGACAGCAAAAGAAACAAAGCAGAUAUAUUAUUAUUUAGUCAAAAGCAUACAAACACCAAUUCAAUAGUCAGUAUGCAUCCAUUUACUUAUGUAGUUCACCAACAUCUAGAGGGCAUGGCAGAAAGCACUUAAGGACAGAAUGCAUUUGCAAACAAACAUCCCUGUGUUUUAAUCAAUUAAAUAACCAACCAUAAUAAUCUCAAACCUGCUUAAUCCAACUCAGGCGAAACCCCUGUAAGAAAACCUCGUAGUUAAACAUGCAUAUGAAAACCGAGCCACAAACAAACCAACCUCUGCACAUACAAGUAAGAGUUUCACUGUUCUCUGUACACAUGACAAUAGUGACCCUCUACGCUGUCUAGGUCCCUGGUUAAUGAGGCAGAAAUGGCACCUACUGUACCCUGUAUUUUCAAAUAUACAUUGAAAAGAACUGCCAUAAUUAUUAUUUGCUCUAGUUAUUCUGCUGCAGUAUUGAAGCCAUAUGUCCAAAGAGAAAUGCAGAUGUAAAUAAACAGUUUGCUCUCAAGUUCUCCAUAGGAGAUUACAGAAGGAUAGAGGCUGAGGCUGCUGACUGUGAUGAACUUGUUGUCAGAAUCAGAGGUAACACGGUCUUCCAGUCCUCUGCCUGUUCUUGACAGAUUUUUUCAUCAAGUGCUUGACAGUUUUUGCAGGCACCACUUAAAGUCAUAAGUAACAUUUCCUUAUUUCUAAUUCUGUUUACACUUGCAUUUGUCAUAGGUUUCAUGUCUGCUGUUAAACACUUGAGUAAGUAAACCAUUUGGUUUAAAAGUUCACCUUUUUUUAAAGCACUUACAAUAACAGGAAUUAUUAUUUGUAGUUUUAACUGAUCCCCUUAUCCUUGUAUUCAGCUCAUUGCAUAAUUUUCACAAUUUUUCCAGCCAUUUUUUCAUAUCUGACUUCCUCCAUCCCAUUUCUGAACCAGUUUGGUUCUUAGGCUGAGCUUUUUCUGGUGGCUCAGGGUGGUUUGUUUUCUUGACACCACUGUAGCGAAGCCCUGGAUGGAUCGCAACUAGAAUGUCAGUCUCACUUACAAGCCUGUAAAUUACAGUCAUCAGUGAGGAAUAACCCAAGAAUUUGUAACCUCAUCACAAAUCGAACGUGUAAUCAUGUAAUCUGUUUUCUUUUAGUCUGCAUACCCAACAGGUCACAGGGUGUUGGAAAUUUUCUUGGCAGAGCAGACGCACAGCUUUCAAAUGGUAAAGGCUUAGUUGUACUGCUAAUUUAUUGCCUAAUUCCUCAAAAAAUCACAGCCCUUAAGUAUCGGAAGACAGACCUCUGUCUAUAAAAUCUCUUUUAGAAGAGUUUCUACUUGUAAAAGUAAGUGGUGAGGAUGAUUAGUAAUAUUUUAAUACGGCAGGUGUAUGUAGUGCUUUACUAGCAGAUAGAAGAGCAUUUUGUUAAUGUCAGCCAGACAUUGGGGCAUUUGUUGUAUUGUAAAUGCUAAGAACAAACAAUAGCUUUGUUUACAUGUAAACAAUGAAGCUUAUACUGAGGUCUAGUGUGGAAUUUGGCUUCUUUUUGCAUCAUUUGCAGAUUUGUUUUCAAACACUAAUUAAAGCAGGUGGGGUGAUGACAUAUGUAUGACCCCAAGCAGCUACAUUUGAAAGUUGCACUGGAUUUCCACAUGGCUUCCUAAAUCUGUACUACAGUAGCUAGCUGGCUUGGUAAUGAAGCAACCUGCACUUUAAAGAAUUAUUUAAAAUAAAAAAAGAGACAAAAUUUAGUUUUGAAUUAAUUGCUUACUGCUGUUAAUUGAUAUUUGAAAGAAUGCAAAUUGCUGCAUCUUGAGUAAAAACACUGUUUUCCUGUGACUUUUUGCUUUAAUGUAAAGUGAAUCUGACACUUGUUUUUAAACACAUUAAUAGCCAUAUAUUAUAUAAAAGGAGUUCUAUGUAUGUUUAAAGUUGACUGUAUUAUAUAAAGUAUGUGAAAUAUUUUGUAUUACUGCUUUUUAUGAAACUGUCUUUAGUUUGGCUUUGGAAUUUCAAAAGGUUUUUGUACAGCACUCAUAUGUACAGUGUUACCCCUCCAUUUGUACCAUUUCCUUAUUUACUGUAUAUAGUGUGUAUAAUACAAAUCACUUAAACAUUAAAAACCUUUCUUUGUAACAAGCA
Molecule: messenger RNA, 6426 nt
Organism: Erpetoichthys calabaricus (reedfish)
Lineage: Eukaryota; Metazoa; Chordata; Cladistia; Polypteriformes; Polypteridae
Gene: lrch1
Product: leucine-rich repeats and calponin homology (CH) domain containing 1
Exons: 21
Coding region: 125-2335 (736 amino acids)
Molecular function (GO): protein binding
Source: RefSeq, a predicted model, not a curated record